Molecule: messenger RNA, 1020 nt
Organism: Paecilomyces variotii
Lineage: Eukaryota; Fungi; Ascomycota; Eurotiomycetes; Eurotiales; Thermoascaceae
Product: putative amidoligase enzyme-domain-containing protein
Exons: 2
Coding region: 1-1020 (339 amino acids)
Source: RefSeq, a predicted model, not a curated record
AUGUCGUCUGCAUUCAAAUUCGGUGUUGAGCUGGAGCUCCUCCUGUCGGGGAGAUUCGAAAACGAGUUUUCAGACCUCAAGCAAUUCGCAAACCAUGUUGCCAGCUGCUACAAUCGCCGUACGGGUCGUCAUGAUAGAAAGAUACACGAAGAUUUGGAUGGUGAUUACAAGGGCGAAGACGCGGACAAAGAAUGGUCUCUCACAGAGGACUGCACUGUAAGGGCUGAUAGGGCCGACCAAUGGCCAAUAGAAAUUGUCAGUCCUAUUCUCGUCUUUGGCACUCAAGAGUGGAGAGACGACAUCAGGAAGCUCUUCACUAAUAUCCGAUCGUUUUGCCGCAUAGAGUGCAAUGACAGCUGUGGCCUUCAUAUCCACAUCUCACCCCCGGGCUCUAGCCAAUGGAGUAUUGAGACCUUGAGAUCUCUAUGCCGGAGCCUGAUCUAUUUCGAGAAUGGGUUUCAAGUGCUGCUGCCCCAACAUCGUCGCGCGAAUUACUUCGCAGCAAGCAAUCGCUAUGAUAACCCCAGGCUCAACGGAAGGAGUUUGGGAGAUAUCUUCGAAGCUAUUGAUCAAUGUGAGCUGGGGCCCGACAUCACAGAUCUGAUGAACGACGGCGGAAAAAAAUACUUCGCUUGCAAUUUUCUUAACCUAUGGCAUGGUAGAUCAAUGACUGUCGAGUUUAGACAAGCUCCUGGUGCACCACGUGAACAAGACUGCCUUCCAUGGGUCGAGUUAAUCGUGGCGUUUGUCCACGCUGCAAGAGAUCUUGGGACACCUGGCCAGCUCAGGUCGUUCUCUCAAGAUGUGCAAGGACUUCAUCGGUUUAUAACAAGGAACCAACCGUCCGGUAUGAACCGUACCAUCUUGGACAGUCUUUUCCGGGGGAAGACGGGAGCAAUUCAUCCGAGAGCUGUCCCUCCUCCGACGGAGGGAGAGAGGUGGAUCAUAGAAGCGAAGGAAGAGGAAGACGGACGCAAGAAUAUGAUGUUGAAGAAAAUGGGGCGUGUAUUGCAACGUUGA